Anopheles maculipalpis is the source of this 2191-nucleotide messenger RNA. Its product is annotated as diacylglycerol lipase-beta-like. The record is from RefSeq and is a predicted model, not a curated record. The transcript has 10 exons. Gene Ontology annotation, biological process: lipid metabolic process. Lineage: Eukaryota; Metazoa; Arthropoda; Insecta; Diptera; Culicidae. Bases 134 to 2191 code for a protein of 685 amino acids.
GAAGCAGCUGAAGCGAUGUGUGCGAUGCGUUCGAAUAGCGACAUCUGUACUAGACGACAAGAUCGGUGCACCGCAUCCGUAGUGACAUUCAUUUGACCAGUCUGGUAUCUUGCCAGUAAGAAACGUAAAGGUCAUGCCGGCAUUGCGUCUGUUUGGCCGGAAAUGGUUAGCCGCCUCGGACGACCUCGUGUUUCCGUGCGUGUUCGAAAUCUGCUUCCGGAUCGUAUGGCUCGGGCUAAUUUCGUGCGUAACGUCCACCUACUGGAACGUGACCGAGGAGUGCGGUGAGGAUGCACUCCCGGUGCGGAUCUAUCUGGUAGGGACGAUAGUGUUAAUUAGUGUAAAUAUAGUUCUACUCGUCAUCUUAGUCAACCGCAGCGCCCAGGGCAGCAUCACCGAGGUGCACAAGCGCCGACUGGUCGCACCGCUGCUGGUAAUAAAAAUACUAUUAAUAAUACCGGAAACGGGCAUGAACGUGCUUGGCACCAUGUGGGCGUUCUGUGGAACGUUCGAGUGUAAAAGCAACGACAAAGUAUCGCGAACUGUGAUCGAAGCAAUCGUCCUAUUCAACUGGGUAGUGUUUGCGCUGAUAAUAUUCGGCCUGGCCAUCGUGUUCGAUCCGCUCGGUUCGGCCAAAUACAAGAAUGGCCGGGACACGAACGACAACGGACCGACCGAGUCAGCCAUCCACCGGAAGGUGUCGAAGCUAUGGUUCCGCCGGUUCCGGUGGGCCUUCUGCUGUCUGCGGCGCGAUGAGUUCGGGCACGAAGCGUUCACGCAGGUGGCCAGCCUGCUAAGUGCACUGUUUCGCGGUACCGAUCUCGUCCCGUCCGACAUUGUGGCCGGCUGUGUGUUGCUACGCGUACGACAAAAGCGUGAAACGCGCGAAAUGCGCCGGAUACGCAUGCUGAACGACGAUGGACCACGGUACUCGACCGACAUAACGCGCGUCUUUGCCACCUCGCCGGCCUGGAUGACGAUCAAGAAUGCGAGACAUUUUUUGCGCUUUGCGCUGGCCGCGUACGGUUGGCCGAUGGUGUGCUACCUGAACUGCUGCACUGGACCGUAUCGGUUAAUACCGAAGAUGACGUGCUGUGCGUGCUUUCGACGAAAACCCCAAAUCAUCAUCGAUGAUAAUUGCUGCCUGUGUCAUCUGGCCGGUGUGCGGCAUACGUCCCGGCUGCGCAGUGAAGAUGUGUUACACGCAUCAUUCAAAAACCACGUAUUUGAGUUACCAUUCUGCAUAAUGGCGGACCACAGCACGAAAAGCAUCGUGAUCGCUAUCCGUGGCAGUCUCUCGAUGCGGGACGUGUUCACCGACCUGGUCGCAAACGCGGAACGUUUCGAUGCACCCGGCAUGCCACCGGAUACGUCCGCCCACCGUGGCAUGGUGGCCGGCGUCGACUGUAUGCUGAAGCGGCUGCGCGAAGGCAACAUACUGGAGCGCAUCUGUGCCACCUAUCCGGAGUACACGCUGGUACUGACCGGCCACAGUCUCGGCGCCGGCGUAUCGAUCCUGCUUGCGGCCAAACUGCGCAGCCGCUUUCCGGAUCUGCGCGUGUACGCGUUCGCAACGCCGGCCGGAUUGUUGAGCCGCGAGGCAGCACGCUACACGGAAAGCUUCGCGUUCACGAUAGGCGUGGGGGAUGACUUUGUGAUGCGGCUCGGUGUUGAUUCGAUCGAGAAUCUGCGCACGAGCGUUAUUGAGACGAUACGGGCGUGCAAGCUGCCGAAGUGGCGCAUCAUGCUGAACGGGUUCGGGUACGCACUGUUCGGUGUGCCCUCGAGGGACCUGGAAACGACCUGGCACGAUGUGACGGAGAUUACGAAAAAAGCCGCCCAAAGUCCGCUGCUGUCCGGUGAACGACCGAUCCAGACGGUUGCUACCGCGGAGGGUGGACUUCUAUCCAGCGAAAUAUCCCUCCGACGCUUUGCGAAAACGCGCCUCUACACCGGCGGCCGUAUACUGCACAUCGUGCGCCGCAAGAAAACGGAACUGGAAAAGAAAUCGAACAGCGGCGGUCCAACGUACGAGAUGCGAUGGGCAACGGCCGAAGACUUUACCGAGCUGAAGGUGAUGCCACGCAUGCUGCUGGACCAUCUGCCGGAUAACGUGUUCAAAACGCUUACCACCAUCCUGGAGGACCAGAAAACGCACAACGGUUCCGUGCUGUCACUGCAGGAGAUCUAA